AUGAAAGGGGAUAAAGUUAACAAACCAGGACUUGUUUAUACCGAAAAUUCAUUUAAAAUUCCAAAAGAAUAUUGUGUCAAUUAUUCUCUAUUUUAUUUUGAAAUUAAAUGUAAAAUUGAGGGAGAAGACAAUUUGAUGCAUAUUGGGAUUUUAAAUUGUGAAAAUGGUUGUGUUAGAUAUUUUGCCGAGGAGCCUAAAAUAUUAAAUGAUUUAAAUGAAAAAUUUAAACUUUCAACAUUUUCUUGGAAUGAUGGGGAUAUUUUUGGUAUUGGAGUAGUAUAUCCACCAACUAAUAAAAUUAAUGAAUUACCUUUUGUUUUCUUUACUCAAAAUGGAAAACAAAUUGGUUUGAAAUUUGGAUAA
Molecule: messenger RNA, 363 nt
Organism: Meloidogyne enterolobii
Lineage: Eukaryota; Metazoa; Nematoda; Chromadorea; Rhabditida; Meloidogynidae
Source: the annotation of a GenBank genome assembly